Messenger RNA from Chiloscyllium plagiosum (whitespotted bambooshark), 292 nucleotides. The record is from RefSeq and is a predicted model, not a curated record. Lineage: Eukaryota; Metazoa; Chordata; Chondrichthyes; Orectolobiformes; Hemiscylliidae.
UUUUUUGUCUCCUUUUGUUUCGUAGAUUAUGGACUCUCCUGCUGAAGUAGCUGAGCGGGCUGAUAGGGUCAUAACUAUGUUGCCAUCAAGUCCUAAUGUGAUUGAGGUUUACACAGGCCCAAAUGGCAUUUUAAAAAAAGUUAAGAAAGGCUCAUUGCUAAUUGAUUCGAGCACAAUCGAUCCAGCUGUUUCUAAAGAAAUGGCCAAAGCUGCAGAAAAGAUUGGAGCAAUGUUUAUGGAUGCGCCUGUAUCUGGAGGUAUGUACUGUUCAGAAUGAAUGGAGACCUGUAAC